GAUGAUUGCGUUGAGGGAGACAUAACCUCCUAUGCUUUAAUUGUAUACUGCACAUUACGUCACAUUUAGUAAUUCUAGAUACAUUUGCUAGGUAAAUUAAAUAAUCUUCAUAAUGUGUACAAUAUUUAAACUGCACCCUGCAGAUAUAGUAGACAGUAUGACAAUGUGCUGUUCCAAAUGCAGCCUCAAUUAUGUAACGGUGUUUUGCUCCCAUCUAGUGUUGCAUCUGGGAAUUGUUAUUAUGCACUCAUUUUCACUGGUUCACUGUUAGCCAAUCAUGCAGAGGUCGCUAAUGAGCUGUUGUUGAUUAAUGAGAACGCUUGAUGAGUGUGAGUCACAUCUGCAACGAGGAAACGAAUACAUGGCUUCAGUUCGGGAUAAGGUUGCUGCAUUAAAUAUAGUGGGGAAAUUAUACAGUCCCCUCAACACGCCUCUUGAUCACAGAUUGAUCAGCAGACCUCAAGAUGUACAAACCAACAAGGUUGAAAAGAAAGAAAUCUGGAGCCACAUUAUCACUGCUCUACAAGCCCAAGUGAAGGUCAAGAAACGCAGACAGCAUCUAAGAUCUCACGAUAACUGUUUUCUGGGCUCGGAUGCAGUGGAUGUCAUUCAGGAUUAUCUGACCCAGAAUAAGGUUCUUGGAGAUGCCCAGGUUUCCAGAGCCAUGGUUGCACGGUUGUGCCAGGUGCUGUUGGACUGUAAGGUGUUUGAGGUGGUGGGAACCAAAGUUUUGGGGAAGACCAGUAAACCAGGAGGCUUCCAGGACAGCAGCAGCAGUCUCUACAGAUUCCUAAAGAUGGAGGAUCCGUGCCUGGACGUGCUAGAAAUGGAGCUUUUCCCUCCCACUGAAGAGAGUUCGAUGAACGUCACACCAUGCAGGCAGGACAUCCUGUUAUUCUCCCAUAGUACACCUGUGAAACCAGACCACGUGUUGGAUCGUCUCAUGGAGAAGCUGGACUUGACUGGACUUGUCGGUUCUCCUCCCACUGAAUGUCUUCCUCCAUCUGUGGUCCGAGAGGUGUGGCACGAGCAGACCGUGCGGAAGCUGUCUCAGCUGAUAGAUCUCCCCCUGCUGGAGGGAGUGCUGAACUGUGCGAAGAUUGUUUCUCCGCCGUCUCGUGGCAGUAAUAAUGAGCCUGACCUUCUCUACACCAGCAACUACCUCGACCGUGAGGUUCUCAAGGCCUUCAAAGAAUCACAAGCUGAUGUUUGGCUGUGGGCAGCCAUAGACCUGCUGGAUUUCCUUCCGGAUCAGCUUGUGGUGGAGGUGAGCAGAGAGCUGCCCACAUUCUCCUGUGAGGAAGAGGAUGGCCAGGGGAUGGAUGAAUGUAAACUACUGCUGUUCCAUGUGCUGGACAAACACUACGGACACAUGGAGCACAAGCCUCUCCUCUGUGAUAGCAUGGCAGAUGUCUACACUGAGAUCAUGAAUCUCCUGACUAACGGGAAGUUUGAACAAGCGUUGGAAGUCCUGCAGCUGACGCUGAAGCUGCUGUCUGCGUCUGCACGCGAGGAACUGCGCAGGCUGCUGGAGUUUAUGGCCACAGCUGCAGAUGCUGCAAACGUCCGGCUGCACAAAGAAAUUGAAAAUCGAAUGGUUGUGAAGAAGACCUUCACCAGAGCCGUCAUCCAGAGCAAGAAUCUGACCAAAGAAAAGACAGACCUGCUGAUGCUCUUCAUGCUCGACAAUCACCAGGAGAUCUUCAAGAUUCCAGGUUCCCUUCACAAACUUGUCAGUGAGAAACUGGAUGACAUUGUGAAAAAGAGAGAUCCUUCCAAAACUGAUCCCCUGUUUUGUCAGCGAGUGCCAAGAGACCUGUACACCGAGACCAUAAAGGACUCCACUAAAAACGAGCUGUACUCUCUCUUGAAAAACAUUGACGAAAACACCAGAUAUUCCCUGAAAGAGAAGAAACGGCUGCUGGCACAGUUUUAUAAGGGCCAUCCAGACAUCUUCAUGCAGUAUUUUGGGUCUAGACUAAGCACAUUAAACCUACUUGAAGAUUAAGUUAACUUUGUCAUGUUAAUGUGGUUUUUUUUUUUGUAUACAAAUAAAUAAAAUGUUUUAAGUGUCAAAAAAAAGAAUAAAGUAUGUGUCUUUGAAUCGUCAAUAUAUGGUAUUCCACCUUCAUAACGGGACAUUUGUUAUGGAUAGACCUACAACUACAUUACGAUUCAUAAACUAUAUAGAAAAUACCCACAGAAGUGGGAAUAUGACACUGACAGGAGUUAUAUAUUCAUAUCAUACACCAAAAAAGUGUUGAAAGACGAAACCCAUCAACCUGUCAGAUAUUAUUACCACAAACUCGAGAUGGGAGAAACUUUUGUCUCGACUAGCCUUUUUUUUAGCAGCCUAAAUUUGUGGUGUAUUGUUUUAACUUGAGGUACUUAUAUUUAUGUUGUAAGCAUUUUUUACUCCAUUACAUUCGUUAAAUGUCUGCAUGCCAUUACACACAUCAGCUUCUUGCUUUUGUCUCGUCGUGCGCCUUUAAUGCCGAUACGUCUGCACUGAAAACCCUGUGGCUCCGUCCAUUCCUUACGCGUUUCAAACUCUGAUUGGCUCUUCAAUCCUUGACAGACAAACGCUCGCCCAAUCAGCAUCUGAUGUGUCAGGACACGUCAUCUAGAGCGGAGUGCGCUCCCGGCGCCUGUUCUCAGAUCAGUUAAUCGUGCACACAGCAUCUUAGGUUCCCACAGUGAGUUGAUUAAUUUAGCUGUUCCUGGAUCAGCUCUAGCGCUCAAAUCUCAAUGUUGAGGAAUUCUGGGCUCAAAUCUCCUCCCCGGAUGCCCCACAAACCCGAAUACACAAUCUUCGCCACACAUACAGUUUUUUGGGGGGUUGUUCAUAUGGUGCGGAUCUGCGAGAGGAGGAUGAAGUUUCUGGUGGCAGUCACAUUGAUCGUCGGCUCGGUAAUUUUCCUGCUUUUCCCGAGCGGGUCAGAGGCGGAUGAGAAGAAAAAAGGACCGAAAGUCACGGCCAAGGUGUACUUUGACAUAAGGAUCGGUGAUGAGGAUGCAGGACGGAUUGUCAUUGGACUCUUUGGAAAGACGGUCC
Molecule: messenger RNA, 3055 nt
Organism: Carassius auratus (goldfish)
Lineage: Eukaryota; Metazoa; Chordata; Actinopteri; Cypriniformes; Cyprinidae
Product: peptidyl-prolyl cis-trans isomerase B
Exons: 10
Coding region: 311-2008 (565 amino acids)
Biological process (GO): intracellular signal transduction; protein peptidyl-prolyl isomerization; protein folding
Cellular component (GO): intracellular membrane-bounded organelle; cytoplasm
Molecular function (GO): cyclosporin A binding; peptidyl-prolyl cis-trans isomerase activity
Source: RefSeq, a predicted model, not a curated record